AUGAAAAUGAAAAAUAUAAUUUAAUAAUAACAUUAAUUAUGUUUAACCAAACAAGCCCAAGUAGAAAAUUUAGAAUAAGAUAAGAAAGUAAGAAAGAAUUAAAUUUUGGAAUUGAUUAAAUUUUUUGAAUAAGAUUAAAUACAAAUCGAUAUUGCAUAAUAAUUAUCUUAUUAGCUUGAACAUGUAACUUUCGAUUUAUCACUUGGUGAUAAUACUAGAGAAUAUAGAAAUAGAUUAUAUUCAAUUAAAAUAAGAUUAAAUGGUACUAAAGGUAAUUUCAUUAAUAUAAAUUUAGGACAAUUUAUUAGAUCAGUUCUAUUAUAAGGAAUUAUGAUUCCAUUAGAGUUGAUGGUUUUGGAUAUGUCUAAAUUAAAUGAAAUAUCUAUCCAAUCUUUUUUGGAAUCAAAUAAUAGAUAAUUUCCUUAUAAGAAUAUCUCAAAUAUAUAAGCAUAGAAAAUAGUUGUGAAUAUAGAUAUUACUUAAAAUACAUAAGGAACGUAAUUGGAAUCAAUUGAUCUUUUAAAAAUCACUUCAUAAAAAGAGUAUGUUGAAGUAGAAAAUUAUAAUUAUUUUAACUAAAAUAAAUCUACUGAUUUAAUGGUAACUUAAAUACAAUCUGAAAUAAUAUUAAAAUAGACUGAAUCUCUAUAAACAAAAUCUACAAUAAUUGAAACUGAAAAAUAGAUUUUUUUCAAUUAGAGGAACCCAUAUCAUAAUUUGAAGAAUUCAUAGAUUAUGUAUUAAUUUAUAUACAAUUUUAAGAGUUUCGAAUAUAAUAAAAAGUAAAGAGAUUUCUUUGAGCAUAAUGAUUUUCCUAAUAUUCAAGAACUUUAAAUUAAUUAAAUUAUAUAAAAUAAUCAACAAGAAAAUUAAUUUGCAAAUAGUCUAUUGAAUCAAGAAUUUCUGAUAGAUGAACCUCAGGAUGCUCUUAAAUAAAUGUUUAAAUAAGUAUUUUAUAUUCUUAGAUUCAAAAAGAGGAAUAAAAAUAAAAAUGAAAUUUUUGAAGACUAAGUAAAUUAUUAAUUGGCUGAAUUUGCAACCUAAAUAUAUAAAUAUUAAUCAAAUCAUAAUUAAAGUUUAAAUAAUGAAACCUAAAAUAUUUCUACUCAUAAAUUUGAAUAAUAAGUAUAUUAAAAAAGAAUUGGAAUUACAUUUAGUUGA
Messenger RNA from Paramecium primaurelia, 1161 nucleotides. The record is from the annotation of a GenBank genome assembly. Lineage: Eukaryota; Ciliophora; Oligohymenophorea; Peniculida; Parameciidae.